Molecule: messenger RNA, 693 nt
Organism: Vigna angularis (adzuki bean)
Lineage: Eukaryota; Viridiplantae; Streptophyta; Magnoliopsida; Fabales; Fabaceae
Product: protein TRACHEARY ELEMENT DIFFERENTIATION-RELATED 7A
Exons: 1
Coding region: 1-693 (230 amino acids)
Source: RefSeq, a predicted model, not a curated record
AUGGCUCCAUUUGCCACGUGGCGAGUUAAAGACAUGCAAAAGAAAUCCCAUGGUGUGCGUUGGAGUGUUUCAAACACUUACAUCUGUUUCUCCAUGCAUGCAAAGUUAAGAACAUUUUCCACUAUUUCAUGUAAUCAACAACAUACAGCAUUCAAGAACAACCACGACCAAAACAAAAACACAAGAAUGUCUUCGUCAAUGUCUACAUUAAUCUCAUCCUCUCUCUCACAAACCCUCAAAAUAAGAACCCUAGUUAUUCCUCUCUCUCCCCACACCCUUCUCACUUCCAAAACUCCACCAUCCUCAAUUUCCCUCACAAACAUGUUCAACCCACAACCCAAUGAAAUACCCCAACCGCAACGGGUCCCACCCGAGAUCCCUUCCCUGCCAAAGGUUCAACCUUCUCCUGUUCCCAGUGAGCAACCCGUCAUUCCUACCCGUGACCCGGAAACCGACCCGCAUGUACCACCCGAAAUAAUCACUGAUCCGGCUCCUGGCCACCCGAAUCCCAAACCGGAUGCCCCAAAACCGCCGCUGACCCCACCCGGGAUUGAGAUUCCACUGCCAAAGCCGCCUGAAAAGAUGCCAAAGCAACCACCGGAAGUGGACCCACCGCGGCCGCCGGAGAUUCCGCCGCCACCAAGUGCUCCGCCGGAUAUAACGCCACCCACUGGACCAAGAAUCUUUGGGUAG